Molecule: messenger RNA, 360 nt
Organism: Perkinsus marinus ATCC 50983
Lineage: Eukaryota; Perkinsozoa; Perkinsida; Perkinsidae
Exons: 4
Coding region: 1-360 (119 amino acids)
Molecular function (GO): protein binding
Source: RefSeq, a predicted model, not a curated record
AUGUUGGUGUGCAACGAGCGGCAGUCCUCUACCUGUUCCUCUGUAGCAUCUGUAUACCUCCCAUACAAGGAGGAAGCUGCUAUGGUCAUACAGCGGUUCAUGAGGGACCGGUGGCGCUCGAGGCCUGUCCGUCCUCCAUGGUGGAGUCAAUACGGGCUCAACUGUCUUGAGGCCAUACCGUUGUCAAGACGACAGCAUGCGACUGUGAUAAUACAGAGGAGGUUCCGGCAGUAUCUCAUUAAAUUGGUGACCAAACGUCGUAUGAGGUAUCUGAGGCACUAUGAGGUCUUCGGUAGGCUUAUGGAGUAUGAGCACCCGAAGAAGCCAGCGAAUUUUGAGCAACAGUGGGAGUCCCUGUAA